AUUGAAGGAGGGGGGUUCAUGUUUUCGCAGGCGGAGCUCCGUCCUCGCGCACCAUUGGAAUUCACUGUCUGUUUUCUUCAAAUUGCUCCAGAUUGCAGCGAAGAGAAGGCUAGUGUUGUGAGCAAGCAGAUGUGAGCUGGACUACACAUCAGCGAAGAUCCAGCUGUAAAAUAGCCAGAAACAAGCGAUUGUAGUAAUAUGUGGCAGCCUGCGACAGAGCGUUUGCAGACCACAUUCUUCUUUCCCCUAUAGACCAGAAUCCAUUGCUGUUCUGUGAAUUUCUGCACUUCCAAACGAUGCUGAAGACCAAACUCACCGUUCUGACCUUGAAGAAGGAGCCCCUGCCGACGGUGAUAUUCCAUGAGCCGGAGGCCAUCGAGCUCUGCUCCACCACGCCGCUGGUGAAGAACAAGGCCCACACGGGCUACAAGGUGACGUACCUGGGCAAGGUGACGAUCUCGGGGUCGCAGUUCCUGUCGGGGUGCACCGAAUCGGCAGUGACUGGGCUGUGCCAGCGCCAGCCGCCCAGCCAGGAGGACGGCGUCUCCUCCAACGCCAUCCUGGAGAUCCGCCCCUUUCAGGUGAGGCUGCACCACCUGGACGGGCGCGGGGAGGCCACCGUCGCCAUGGACACCUACCAGGUGGCGCGCAUCGCCUACUGCACGGCCGACCACCACGUCAGCCCCAACGUCUUCGCCUGGAUCUACCGCGAGAUCAACGACGACCUGACAUUCCAGAUGGACUGCCACGCGGUGCAGUGCGAGAGCAAGCUGGAGGCCAAGAGGCUGGCCCACUCCAUGAUGGAGGCCUUCCGCAAGACCUUCCACAGCAUGCGCAGCGACGGCCGCAUCCACAAGAGCUGCUCCUCCGACGAGUUCCCCGAAGACUCCACCCCCGACGACGGCUGAGCGCCGGCCCCGCCCAAGUCCUCAUGGGGACCCCCGGAAACAACUCUCUGGACCGACCCGGAAAAAUAAUCCCGACUGACCAACACAGGAAAAAACAAUGACUGACCAACACAGAAGUGAUAACAGGUGAUGGAAGGAUAUGGGGGGUGGUUGUGGGGAAAAGUAGAAAUCGUCAAAAGAAACGGAAAAAAAACACCUUGUAUAAACAGAACAGACGGAAGGAAAUCAUUCUCUCGGCCUCUAUGGUAACUAGCCGCCCCACAUCCUCAUGGCCAGUCGAGUGCUUGUAGAUACGUCUCAUUAAGACAUCUGUUUAAGACAAUUUACGUUCCUGCUCAAUUCUGCCAGCCCCCUGGCACUAUGGGAAAAGGCUUUUUUAAAUAACAACCCUCCUCUGAGCCCCCUCUCGCUCCUCUUAGCCCAGUCAACCAUGGACCCUGUCCUCCUCCCCUUACUGAUAAUUGAAGACAUUUGGCUGACAGGAAGCUCUGGAGACACUGCUGUACGUGUGGGUCACACAGUUCUCUCCUACCUUGCAUCACUUCCUGGUUUCUUCUCUCAAAACAUGUGACUCACUGCCUGCUGUCAGUGUGGUAUAAGGUUUUACAGACUGUUGGGUGUUCCAAGUAUCAGUCUGGAUGGAUUUUAUCACUUUAGUCUCAUAUUGUUCCCAGCCAGGCUGAUAUAUCGUGCCAUAUCUGACCCUGUAUUUCAUGAUGUUUUUGAUUGACCAAAUGUAAACGAGACCUUGGCUGGACUCCUCCCACACACCUGGCCCCUCCCUCCUCUCUGAGCUGGUCUCCUCAUUCCGGACUGAAGUCCUCAAUAUCACGCCUCCUCCCUGCACUUGGCUGACAUGUAACAGUCUUACAGCGUUGCAGGAAUGUUGUGAGAAUGUUACACAUAUCUUCACAGGGACUGGGCCCAAAGGGAAAGUUUAGAUGUUAGGGGAGAGCGCAGACACACGGUGGGGCACUGUUACUGGAGUCUGACGGUGAGGGGGACCAACAUUCCUCUUAUGCUGCUUUCUUUUUUAAAUCAAGCUGUGGCAAUCGGGGUGGGAGGGGGGCAUUAAGAGCUCGUUUCUGUGGCCAAUAGCUGAAGGAUUAAAGGAGUGAGAGUGGGGGAGUCGGAAGAGACGGAAGCCCCAUGGCUGCCUUGUCCUCUGUAUGCUGUAUGAUUGUGUCUUGUGCUCUCUUCAAUUUUUUGGUACCUGUCUCUUCUGUUGAUUUAUGUUUUUGUACAUUUCAGCAGCAGGAAUCUUAUGGAAUCUGUCAAAGAAGGGUGACUCUGGGCAGAGAUAUAAAAGGGACCGUUUGUCUUGUUAAUUUGCUAUCAAGUUUACGAGUUGUGUCUUUGAUACUCAGUUUGUCUGUGCAGCCUCUGAACAGAAAGGCUGACAGGAAUGAGUCGGUUUGUCCAAGAGCAAGAAUUUAUCACCAUUUCCGGUGACCGUCACGAAUAGGCGAUAGGUCAACGGAACAAUCUGAUACGUUUCCUGUGAUCAAAGCUGAAUAUAGAGGGCACAGGUCAGUAUAUAUUUCUAAGUCAUUCGAUAAGCUUGUGUAAAUACAAAUGUAUCUGUUUCCAAAUAUUACAAUAUAAAUGUUUAUAGCUAUUUUGAAUAAACAACAAGCAACCAACCAGUGUUUAAGCGCCAGCUGUGAAUAUGUAGAAAGAUCCUGUAGUGCUGGAAAUUCAAAUUGAAGCCUUAGCUGUAUGUGGGAGUAAAAGCUUAAAGAAGGAAUGUUUAUGAAAUGGUAGAUUACUGUGUUACGUCUGUAUCCAAAAGUCUGGGAUUUGCUUUAAGUGUUUCAUAAUGUUACGGUAUGUGUUUUCUAUACAGUAUUUGCAAAGAUUAAAAAAACAUAUAAACUAUUUACCAUGA
This is a messenger RNA of Anguilla rostrata (American eel), 2796 nucleotides long. RefSeq names its product phosphotyrosine interaction domain containing 1 (gene pid1). The transcript is spliced from 4 exons. Bases 297 to 908 code for a protein of 203 amino acids. Gene Ontology annotation, cellular component: cytoplasm. The record is from RefSeq and is a predicted model, not a curated record. Gene Ontology annotation, biological process: negative regulation of D-glucose import across plasma membrane; regulation of reactive oxygen species metabolic process; regulation of cell population proliferation. NCBI's taxonomy places the organism in Eukaryota, Metazoa, Chordata, Actinopteri, Anguilliformes, Anguillidae.